Cuscuta campestris is the source of this 2184-nucleotide messenger RNA. The record is from the annotation of a GenBank genome assembly. Lineage: Eukaryota; Viridiplantae; Streptophyta; Magnoliopsida; Solanales; Convolvulaceae.
ACAAGCCACCGACACAUAGCCUAAACCCCCCUCUGGAGAAAACAAAAAAGCCCCCAAAAACUGCAACUCCCAGAGAGAAAGAGAGAGAUAGAGAACGAGAAAUGGUGGGGGAGAGUUCAGGGUACAAAGACUACGUAGCCGGGAUGUUAGCCGGAGUUGCCACUGUGAUCACCGGCCACCCGUUUGACACAGUCAAGGUAAAUCUCCAGAAACACAACACUUCUGCCGACGGUAUCAAGUACAGGAAUGGAUUGCACUGUGCUGCUAGGAUUCUCAAGGCUGAAGGAGUAUAUGAUUCCAACUUUUUUUUUUAAAAUUUCAAAAUAACUUUUCGGGUAUAAUUGUGAAUUGCUCAUUAUUCUGAUGUGUUGUGGAUUCUCUUUGUGUGCUUCAUGACAGAUAUUUAGUGCUCUAUAGCUAGAUUGAUCAUUUAGAGGAAAGAUGGAGGGAUCGUUUAUUGGCGGAGAGUAAUGGAAUUAAUUGAGUCUUGAGUUAGAGACUUGGAGAAAGAUUUGAUAAUUCUCAUUUAAUUAGCUUUUCUAGAAGUCGUGAAAAUAUGACAUCACAAUAGUGUCAUCCCUUACCUCAUGAAUCAUGAUGACAUCCUCUCUUAGAUCACGAUUACAGCAUUUUUUAGUGCUGUUAAGUCGAUUGCAAUGUAGUAUUUGUUCAUACUGUUCUCAACCAAAUGAUACACAAUGAGUCAAUGCUUCCUCCUCCGUUGGGGCUCAAACCAGGUUGAUCUUCCCCAUGAAUCUUGUUGAGUGGGCUUCCUACCGCUCAAACCAAGGGAGAAGUUCACAAUUAUGGCAUUGAUGUAUUUGUUUUGAACUAGUUAGCUGUAGCAAUGUGGAAAAGCUAUCCAAGGUUAACUUACUAGCCUUUGGUUUUGAUGUUUCUAAACUUGACAAGAUGUGUUACAACUUACAAAUAUUUUCUGCUCUUAGCUUUUGCACAUUUUUCAAAGUCUCUCCGCUAGGUUUUAUUAUGUGUUUGCUUUUCAGUAAAAUAGGUAUGAUGCUGACAUGUGUCUUAAGUCAUUCCCCCCAAAAAAGUCUCAUUUUUUAAAAUUCCAAGUCACUAAUUGGUAAGUGCUUUUCACAGGUGAAAGGGCUAUAUCGAGGAGCGUCAUCUUCUUUUGUUGGGAUGGCUUUUGAAAGCUCAUUUGCUUUUGGAAUUUAUUCACAGACAAAAAGGUUCCUUCAGGGAGGCAUUGAUGGUGGCCAGCCACAGGCUAAUGUAAUUAUUCCAUCAGCUGCAUUUGCAGGAGGUUUAAUCAGCUUUGUAUUGUGCCCUUCAGAGCUGGUUAAGUGUAGGAUGCAAACUCAAAGCACAGGCUCUCUGCUACCAAGGUCGACUAGAUACAGCGGUCCUCUUGAAUGCGCCAUUAGAACAAUAAAAAAUGAAGGGGUUAAAGGUAUAUUUCGCGGGGGCUUUGCGACCUUGUUAAGAGAAUCUGUGGGAAAUGCUGUCUUCUUUAGCACAUAUGAAUAUGUACGUCAUCAGAUGCAUCUUCAACUGAAAGGGGCUUCAUCUAAGUCAAAUCAAUUGGUUGAUGUGGGAGUUGGCAUAAUGAGUGGAGGCAUUGGUGGUAUAUUGUGCUGGUGUGCUAUUCUGCCAUUGGACGUCGCAAAAACUAUAAUCCAAACUACCCCUGAGAAAAACCAUACACGCAAUCCUUUUCAGAUUUUACAAACGGGUAUCCGGACUUAGAGGGUGUUAUGCUGGCCUAAGCCCUACUCUAGUUAGGGCUUUCCCAGCUAAUGCUGCUGCCAUAGUUACAUGGGAGCUUUCGGCAAAGAUCUUAGGAAUGAGCCGUGAUUAAAGCAGUUUCAAAAUUGGUUGCCAACUCAUUUAGGAUUUUUUUGGCCUUUUGUCAUAAGAAGGCUCGGUCUGGCUUGGUUGGUGUGUCUUUAGAAGGUCGAAGAGUUUUCAUCCUGGUAUUGUGUUUGUGAAGGAUGCUUUCUGUGACGAGGAGGUAGUCAAAAGGCUUUUUGCAAUACACGAAGCACGAAGACAUGAUUUUUUCUAGUAGGAGAUUUAGUCUGCAAUGCUUAUUGUAUACGGAGUAAUAUUUAUUUCUUGCAAUCUGAAAGAAGUUAGACAAUGUCGAUUACAAGGGAAUGUAAAAUUCUUCAUGCAGUGAAAUUUGUGAUUAUUGAAUAAUGAAACAUUUGAUUUAGU